AUGGAGGAUAAUACUACCAAUAAUAGUAACAGUCUAGAGAUUCAAAAAGAGGAAUCCCUCAGUGGAAAUGCUACAGCUUAUGGUUGGAUAGAAGAUAAUAACUAUCUGUUGUCAGAGGAGGAUAUAAAAGCAAUGUUUUUAGAAGGCUGUGAUGAGUUAGAAGGGCUCAGUGUACAAGAAACUUCUACUGCUCUGUUAGCUUCUAGUUGGAUGGAUGCAGAGUUGGAUACAACGCGAUCGCGUAGUCGUCUAUGGAGUCGUUCAAAAUAUGAAACAAUAGAAAUGGAUAGUGCUGGUGAUGCUUCUGAUUCAUCUAGCGAAAUGAAGUUUGAGUUGGAUGAGUACUGUGAAACGGAGCUUGAAAAUGACACAAUGGAAGACCAAGAGGUCAAUACAAUGACCUCAAAAGAUAUCCAAGUUCAUCAUGAAUCUUCAAGAAAGAUACAAACACGUGGUGGUACGCGAGACAUUGACGAAAAACAAUCAAAUACUGAUUUGAAAGGCCGGAAGUCUUUUACACUAAAAAACUUCUCAGACUCAAAUCAAAGAAACAACAAACAAACUUCUCUGAAUGAUGUGAAACAUGAUACAGUAGGAAUUUCACGUUAUCUGUUAUUCUGUGCACUGCAUAAAGUUACUCCGUUGAGAUCAGUUGUCAACAAUCUCGGGAAAGAAAAGUUGUCUUUACAGCACAGAGGGUUGGCAAGUCUUGAGUUAAAGUUGAUCACAGAAGCUUUAAGAUACAACAACACAGUGACUUGGUUAGAUUUAUCGCAUAAUGUACUUCAAAGUGAAAGCCUAAACUCUUUGGCUAAAGUAUUAAAGGAGAACACAUUUAUACAAACACUGGUUUUAAGCGAAUGUAAAAUACGGAAAGACGGUCUAUUGGAAUUAUAUGAUGUAUUCAUGAAAAAUGUGUAUAUAAGAAAUUUGGAUUUGUCAGGUUGUGAAUUAGGUGAUUCUUGUUGUAGUAUGUUGGCUGAAAUAUUAACUAUGAAUCGUGUACUACAAUAUUUCAAUCUGUCAAGAAAUCAAAUCAGCAGUGAUGGAGCUGAACAACUUGGUGAUGCGAUUAGCUCAAAUGAUACACUGUACGACAUUAAUCUUUCAUGGAACUCGAUCACUGGUUCGGGUGCAUUGUGUCUUACAAGAGGAUUGAAGGAGAACAUUCGAAUUAAGACCUGUGAUCUAUCAUGGAAUGGAAUUUUGGGCAAGUCUGCACUGGAAAUUGCUCAACUUAUCAGAGAGAAUACAUCACUUAAUGAAUUAUACCUUCAGUAUAAUAGAAUAAGCGAUGCAGAAAUUGAGGCUAUCGGUCAGGCACUGUGUGUAGCUAACGAUUCAGCUGAAACGAAACUGACCACAUUGAAUAUCAGCAGCAAUCCAAUUAGUACAAAAGGCGUGCUGAAUUUCUUUAGACAGUUGAAUAAAGCUCAAUAUAUGAAAAUGGAAAGAAUAAUGUUAGAGGAUAUUCCUGUCAAUCUUGAAUGCAUAAACUUGAUAGAUUCAAUUAAAGAGAAAUUUCCAGACUUGCGCAUAACUCAUGGACCACAAUUAAUCGUGGGUAAUACGCAGGAUGAUAUUCAGUCAAAAGGUGGUACAUUUGUCGAUCUACUGUUUCUACUUAAAUGUCAUAUAAAUUAUAAUGGAAAGAUAUUCACAGAUAUACUACAAGAGUUGGAUACUGACAAAAGAGGAGCAGUUAGUGUUACACAAUUUCUGGAAGCUUUAAAAAUAAUAGGCGUAAAUUACAAACGUUCACAAAUCAACGAAUUACAGCAACGUUUGAAUCGAUUCGCAGAUGGGACAAUAUAUUACAAAGAUUACAUAAAGAAACAAGAGGAUUCUCCUGAAGUUAUGAGUUAUGAAUCCAGUUUUUACAGUAGUAAAAGUAGUAAUUACUAA
Messenger RNA from Trichobilharzia szidati, 1905 nucleotides. The record is from the annotation of a GenBank genome assembly. NCBI's taxonomy places the organism in Eukaryota, Metazoa, Platyhelminthes, Trematoda, Strigeidida, Schistosomatidae.